AUGCAUGCUGUGGGCAUCCCAAAAGACUCUGCCCUAGGGUGUCUUCUAGAGAACUGCACACAAUUUAAAUUGGGCAAUUUAAAGAGAAAGAAAUUAACAUUGUACUGGGACGCCUGGAAAGAAAAAAAAAAGAAUGGGUCCUUAAAUUAUAACACCAUCUUACAGCUUGAUUUGUUUUGUAAACAGGAGAGUAAAUGGGAGGAAAUACCUUAUGUAAUGAUCUUUAUGGCACUUUAUCAACACCCAAAAUUAAAGGAAAAUUGUAGAAUGUGACCAGCUCAUUUUCCAGGAUUGGAAAAAAAAAAAAAAAUCUGAGAUUAGAUGACCUUGUAGGCCUGCCCCCCAGUAGGGUCCCUGAAUCUAAUGAGACCUCAGAUGCAAAGACCAGUCCUGCUGAGCCCCUUUCUGAUCCAAUGACUCCUCCUUCAUAUUGAGAGGUCCCCCACCUUUAUCCACCUUUGUCCCAGGAACAGAAUCCUGCUGUUACUCACAGAGGCACUCAUUAUCAACCCACUGAACCCAAGGCCUCUCAACUUCCACUAAGGUUGCAGAUGGAAACAGAGGCACCAUUGGGGCACACAUGCCAUUCUCCACGAGUGAUUUAUCCUGAUGUAUGGAAAAGUUUGAACCCAGCCAAAUUCUCUGAAAAAUAUGCUAGGUUAGAGGUGCCUGGGUGGCUCAGUUGGUUAAGCCACUGCCUUCAUGACUCAGGUCAUGAUACUGGAGUCCUGGAAUCAAGUCCCAUAUCAGGCUUCCCUGCCAGGGAGCCUGCUUCUCUCUCUCCUGCCUGCCACUCCUCCUGCUUGUGCUCACACGUGCUCUCUCCCUCUCUCUCCCUGUCAAAUAAAUAAAUAAAAUCUUU
Mustela lutreola (European mink) is the source of this 862-nucleotide messenger RNA. Its product is annotated as natural cytotoxicity triggering receptor 3 ligand 1-like. The transcript is spliced from 4 exons. The record is from RefSeq and is a predicted model, not a curated record. The coding region runs from base 1 to 273 and encodes 90 amino acids. Lineage: Eukaryota; Metazoa; Chordata; Mammalia; Carnivora; Mustelidae.